AUGGCGGCGGGCUUGGACAACACGAAGCUCAUGGUGACGGGCAUCAUCAUGAGCGUCCUCGCGUCCCUCAUCUUCUUCACCCACGUCUAUCUCGCCGUCAUCCGAAAGCGCACCUUUUCGUGGGAAGAUGGGUGGCUGACGGCAGCUUGGUUGGUCUUUAUUGCGGUCACCAGUCUAUACCUCAACGCUGGGCCCAUCAUAUUCCGAUUGCAAGAUGUCUCCGAGGGCAAAAUCGAACCGUACGCGACAGUCAUGGACGAUUCCCUGGUUGUGCAAAAGGCUUUCUUUGUCGUCCCCUCUGUUCUUUGGAUUUGCUUGUGGCUCAUCAAGGCGUCGUUGCUCUGCUUGUACAAGCGCUUGAUGGCUGGUUUGAAGACGUACAUCAUUUUCUGGUGGAUUGUUGUCUUCAUCUGCGUUGUGACUCUCGCCCUUGCUAUUACCUCUUCCAUGUUGUCUUGCUCGAGCAUGACCGCCUGGUUCACGUCUGGGGCCUGCGGCACACCACGCGACGUCCACGCAGCCUACAUCAGCUUGUGGUACUCUUAUUCCGUCGAUGUGUUUACUGAUCUUUUGGUCAUGUGCCUCCCCCUCGGUCUCAUUUGCAACCUCCAGAUGCAUUGGAGACGCAAGAUCACAAUUGGCGCUCUCUUCGGCCUCGGAUGGGUCUGCAUUGCCGUUUCCACGAUCCGUGCAACCUAUCUGGGCCACGACAAUGUUGCUGAACAGAAAUUCAAGCGGCCCUCGACCUCUUGGCUCGCACUUUGGGGUAUCGUCGAAGCUGCCAUUGCCGUCAUCAUUGGGUGCGGACCCGGUCUCUACCGCGAGGCCAAGGUUCUCAAAUCUGGUGGCCGUCUCACCUACAACCAGAACUACGACUACAACCCGGGCGGUGGCUACAUCAAGGCCACGAGCGGCCGAUCUCGCAACAAGUAUGAAGAUGGGACGCUGAACGACAACGAGAUGAUGAACUGCCCACGUGCGACUGCGCAGAUCAACAACCCCAGCGACAGUGAGGAGGACCUGUUCCCCCAACGUGGCGGCAAGAACAUUAGGGUGACGACGUCGGUCGUGGUCAGUCAAAACGAAGACCAGGCACACGCAAAAUAG
Emericellopsis cladophorae is the source of this 1107-nucleotide messenger RNA. RefSeq lists its product as uncharacterized. Bases 1 to 1107 code for a protein of 368 amino acids. The record is from RefSeq and is a predicted model, not a curated record. Lineage: Eukaryota; Fungi; Ascomycota; Sordariomycetes; Hypocreales; Bionectriaceae. The transcript is spliced from 4 exons.